Molecule: messenger RNA, 357 nt
Organism: Diabrotica balteata
Lineage: Eukaryota; Metazoa; Arthropoda; Insecta; Coleoptera; Chrysomelidae
Source: the annotation of a GenBank genome assembly
AUGAACCUGACAGUUUUUCUUGUUGGCGGUUUAUAUCCAGGAAUCCACCCUGCAAACUUUCUUUCAAAGCUGGUUCUUCAACUAUGGAAAACGGAUGAAACGAGUCUUUGCAUAAGUUCAGUAAAUCUUGAAAAUCAACCAGUACAAGAAAAAGAAACUAAUAAAGAUAACUUAAGUCCAUGGUGUAUUUUUGAUGAAUUAAUUGGACAUGACUCAUCUAAACAUACACCUGUAUCGACAGAUAUAAAAGAAGUCGACAUGUAUUUGUCUGAUGAUAUAUUACCCACAAAAAAUUUCGAACGGAGAUUGGAACUGUCCAUAACCGUGGUGGAAAAACCAUCGCCAUGUAUAACCUAA